CCAGUCCACGCAGCCCGCGCCCCGCAGUCCCACCCGCAGGACCCCCGGCCGCGCCAGCGUCUCGCCUGCGCCCCUCGCGCCCGGCCGCGGACUACAAGUCCCGCCAUGCCCCGCCACCGCCCCCCGGCUUCCGGUGCUGCGCAGUUUCCGGAGCGGAUCGCAACCCGGAGUCCGGAUCCGAUCCCGCUCUGCACAUUCCAAAGGCAGGUGUCAGAGAUGGCUGAAGAUGGGAGCGAAGAGAUCAUGUUCAUCUGGUGUGAAGACUGCAGCCAGUACCACGACUCCGAAUGUCCCGAGCUAGGCCCAGUGGUCAUGGUCAAAGACUCCUUUGUGUUAAGCAGGGCAAGGUCAUCCCUUCCUCCCAACUUGGAGAUCAGACGACUGGAAGACGGAGCCGAGGGAGUGUUUGCCAUCACUCAGCUCGUCAAGCGGACACAGUUCGGUCCCUUUGAGUCCAGGAGGGUCGCCAAAUGGGAAAAGGAGUCCGCGUUUCCCCUGAAGGUGUUCCAGAAGGACGGGCACCCCGUGUGCUUCGACACCUCCAAUGAGGAUGACUGCAACUGGAUGAUGCUGGUGCGGCCGGCGGCGGAGGCUGAGCACCAGAACCUGACGGCUUACCAGCACGGCAGCGACGUGUACUUCACCACCUCCAGAGACAUCCCCCCGGGCACCGAGCUGCGCGUGUGGUACGCGGCCUUCUAUGCCAAGAAGAUGGACAAGCCCAUGCUGAAGCAGGCCGGCUCUGGCGCCCAUGCUGCAGGCACCCCGGAAAACAGCGCCCCCGUGGAGUCGGAGCCCAGCCAGUGGGCGUGUAAAGUGUGUUCCGCCACCUUCCUGGAGCUGCAGCUCCUCAACGAACAUCUCUUGGGCCACUUGGAACAAGCCAAAAGCCUUCCUCCAGGCAGCCAGAGCGAGGCAGCAGCUCCCGAGAAGGAGCAGGACACACCCCGGGGGGACCCCCCUGCAGUGCCCGAGAACGAGAAUGUUGCCCCCAAAGAACAGAAGAAAAAGCCUCGAAGGGGGAGAAAACCCAAAGCGUCCAAAGCUGAGCAGCCUCUAGUCAUCGUGGAAGACAAGGAACCCGCAGAGCAAGUGGCAGAGAUCAUUACCGAGGUCCCUCCGGAUGAGCCUGUGAGUGCAACACCGGAUGAGCGGAUCAUGGAGCUGGUUCUGGGGAAGCUGGCCACCACCACCACUGACACCAGCUCGGUUCCAAAGUUCACCCAUCAUCAGAAUAACACCAUCACACUCAAGAGGAGCUUAAUUCUCUCGAGCAGACACGGCAUCCGGCGCAAGCUCAUCAAACAGCUCGGGGAGCACAAGCGGGUUUACCAGUGCAACAUCUGCAGCAAGAUCUUCCAGAACAGCAGCAACCUGAGCAGGCACGUGCGCUCGCAUGGUGACAAGCUGUUUAAGUGCGAAGAGUGUGCAAAAUUGUUCAGCCGCAAAGAGAGCCUAAAGCAGCACGUGUCUUACAAGCAUAGCAGGAACGAGGUGGACGGCGAGUACAGGUACCGGUGCGGCACUUGUGAGAAGACCUUCCGCAUCGAGAGCGCGCUGGAGUUCCACAACUGCAGGACAGGACUCAUAGCACACCCUGGAGAGGGGGGGCCCGGCGGCAGUCGGCUUAGAGACCUACCAGAUGACAAGACGUUCCAAUGUGAGAUGUGUUUCAGAUUCUUCUCCACCAACAGCAACCUCUCCAAGCACAAGAAGAAGCACGGCGACAAGAAGUUUGCCUGUGAGGUCUGCAGCAAGAUGUUCUACCGCAAGGACGUCAUGCUGGACCACCAGCGCCGGCACCUGGAAGGAGUGCGGCGGGUGAAGCGAGAGGACCUGGAGGCCGGCGGGGAGAACCUGGUCCGCUACAAGAAGGAGCCUUCCGGGUGCCCGGUGUGUGGCAAGGUGUUCUCCUGCCGGAGCAAUAUGAAUAAGCACCUGCUUACCCACGGCGACAAGAAGUACACCUGUGAGAUCUGCGGGCGCAAGUUCUUCCGCGUGGACGUGCUCAGGGACCACAUCCACGUCCACUUCAAGGACAUCGCUUUGAUGGAUGACCACCAGAGGGAGGAGUUUAUCGGUAAGAUCGGGAUCUCCUCAGAAGAAAACGACGACAAUUCUGACGAGAGCGCGGACUCAGAGCCUCACAAGUACAGCUGCAAGCGGUGCCAGCUCACCUUUGGCCGGGGGAAGGAGUACCUGAAGCACAUCAUGGAGGUGCACAAGGAGAAGGGCUACGGCUGCAGCAUCUGCAACCGGCGCUUCGCGCUGAAGGCCACCUACCACGCCCACAUGGUCAUCCACCGCGAAAACCUGCCGGACCCCAACGUGCAAAAGUACAUCCACCCCUGCGAGAUCUGUGGACGGAUCUUCAACAGCAUAGGGAACCUGGAGCGCCACAAACUCAUCCACACAGGUGUGAAGAGCCACGCCUGCGAGCAGUGUGGGAAGUCCUUCGCCAGGAAGGACAUGCUGAAGGAGCACAUGCGUGUGCAUGACAACGUCCGCGAGUACCUGUGCGCUGAGUGUGGGAAAGGUAUGAAGACCAAGCACGCACUGCGCCAUCACAUGAAGCUGCACAAGGGCAUCAAGGAGUAUGAGUGCAAAGAGUGCCACCGCAGGUUCGCGCAGAAAAUCAACAUGCUGAAGCACUGCAAACGGCACACCGGGAUUAAAGAUUUCAUGUGUGAAUUGUGUGGGAAGACAUUCAGCGAGAGGAACACGAUGGAGACCCACAAGCUUAUCCACACAGUGGGCAAGCAGUGGACGUGCUCCGUGUGCGACAAGAAGUACGUGACUGAAUACAUGCUGCAGAAGCACGUUCAGCUCACACACGACAAGGUGGAGGCGCAGAGCUGCCAGCUGUGCGGGACGAAGGUGUCCACCAGGGCCUCCAUGAGCAGACACAUGCGGCGCAAGCACCCCGAGGUGCUCGCGGUGAGGAUCGAUGACCUGGAUCACCUCCCAGAGACCACCACAAUCGACGCCUCUUCCAUUGGCAUUGUCCAGCCUGAGCUGACUCUGGAGCAGGAGGAUUUGGCCGAAGGGAAGCAUGGGAAAGCUGCCAAGCGAAGUCACAAGAGAAAGCAGAAGCCAGAAGAGGAGGCGGGCGCUCCAGUGCCCGAGGACGCCACCUUCAGCGAAUACUCAGAGAAAGAGACCGAAUUCACAGGCAGCGUAGGCGACGAGACCAAUUCUGCAGUACAGAGCAUUCAGCAGGUAGUGGUGACCCUGGGUGACCCAAACGUGACCACACCGUCGAGCUCAGUUGGCUUGACCAACAUCACCGUGACCCCCAUCACCACUGCAGCCGGGACUCAGUUUACCAAUCUCCAACCGGUGGCCGUGGGACACCUUACCACCCCCGAACGCCAGUUACAGCUGGACAACUCAAUCCUGACCGUGACCUUUGAUACCGUCAGCGGCUCGGCCAUGUUGCACAACCGCCAAAAUGAUGUCCAGAUCCACCCCCAGCCGGAAGCCUCGAACCCCCAGUCUGUGGCCCACUUCAUCAAUCUGACCACCCUGGUCAACUCCAUCACGCCCCUGGGGAGCCAGCUCAGUGACCAGCACCCGCUUACAUGGCGGGCAGUACCCCAGACUGACGUCCUGCCACCCCCGCAGCCGCAGGCACCCCCACAGCAGGCGGCCCAGCCCCAGGUGCAGGCGGAGCAGCAGCAGCAGAUGUACAGCUACUGAGCUGCGUUCCGGGAAACUCGGGGCAAGAACUGCAGAGGGAUGUUUGGGAUUUGUUUAGAUUUGUUUGCUGGAUACCAAACAAAAAGUCAUACAUUGCAAUGUAAGGUUGACUUAGCUUUGCAGAGUAUCUCCAGAUCCCCCGCCAGCAACCAUUACAGUCCGAGAUCAGCUUAACUCUAGAAGUGACCUCUGGCAGGCAAGAGUUUUAAACUGGAUGGGGUUCCACACUAUGCCUUACCAAGGCAGUAAGUCCUGGGCCGGGGCCCCAUCUGCCUCCCCUUAAAGAACCAGUGUUCACUUGACACAGGGUUCAGGAAAGUGAGGCUGAGAGAAAAGCAGGAUGGUAAGAGGCAGAAGAUAAGUUAUUAGGAACACCAAUGGUUUUUCUUUUAGAGCUUGGUUCCUGUCUGAGAACACAGACAGUAUUCACAGGUGGCAGCAGGGAACGUUUUCUCCUCGCUUCUGGUUUUUGCAAGCGAACAGAUAGAAGUUAAAGUAACGUUUAUUCUCUUUGAACUAGGAGUUGAGUCGGUUCUUAUUCAACUAUGGGCUGAAACCACAUGUGAGGUGUGCUGAGCCGCAUGUGAUCCUGCAACCUUCGAGAUCAAGCUCAUCAUGGACAAGGGGUCACGUGAGGUCACUGACCCCAGCUCAAAAGGCAUCUUAGUAAUAUCCGUGAAUCGAAUUCCAAUAGUUUUUUUUUUUUUAACUUUAUUUCAAACAUACAUUAUGUGUUCAAGGCUGUUAUGGCCAACAUUGUGUUUUAGUUUUAUGUUAACAUGAUAAAGUCGUGUGCACUGUAGGACCGUCGGUCCCUGUCCACCCUUCACAGCUGCCCAGAUGCAGAGGGUCGUGCAGCUGAGAAGUGAGCCUCCCUGCGGCCGCCAGUGGCUCCCCCGGGUUGUCUCAGGAUUCUCUGCAAUCCAAAUGUGUCCAUUCUGGCUGAAGCACAGCUAGAAUCCCCCAAGUGGAAGAAAUGGGGGGAAAUUUGUAUUUUCCUUCUGUUUAAACUUCAAUCCCAAAAGUUGGUGUAUUUCAUGACCAGUUUUCUAUAAAAAUACUGAAUGAGUUUGGCUCUUUACAGUGGAAGUGUAGGUAUUUCGGAACCACAGAGAAAAUGCCGUUUCCUGCCAGGUGGUAAUGAAAGCAGAGAGGCUAGUUCACUAAUAGAAGCAUUAAUUGCCCCCAAAACUGAAUGUGCGGUUAACAGCCAGGUCUGUGUGUGCGGGGACACGUGCUGUCAUGUCUGCAUACCAGUUUCAGGGCAGGGGCCAGGGUUCCAGGGUGGGGGGAGGCACCCAGCCCCUCCUGCCCACAAGAAACACUGAGCGGUGUGGGGAGAAGUGUGCUCUUAACUUUCCUGGUACUCUGUUGAACACUGGCCACAGUGAGAGGACAAACCUGCCUUAAUGUGUCCUGCUUUGCCAGUUAUCCCAGAUCCUGUACUCACUGGGAGUCCAUCUUGAGGAAACACUGGCAUGGCUGAGUAAUUGCUGAAGAGCAGUCCUGAUGUUGCCAGCAGAGCAAAGGAUGGUUGUGUUUUUCAAAAUGCAACUUUCUCAGCACCUCACUCCACUCCAAACCGGACUUUUGAGGAUAGCGCUGGAAUUUGUUUUGUGCAAUAUAUGCCUUCGUGAACUAAGGAAAGUUCAUCCCCAGGCAGCACGCAGGAGGGUCUGCGGGGCUCACCACCUCACCUCACGCACCAUCACUCGCGCCCAGCUCUCACCUCUUAGUUGAAUGAAUAGUGGGAGAUCAUUUGACUUUUAAUUUAUGAGAAUUAUUUUAUGUUAUUUAUGUAUAUAAUUAACUGUUUUAUACAUAAUAGUUGCAUCAAAUGAACUCAGGCUUGGGGUGAUAUUGUCUCCAUUCUCCAGAUACAAGUGCUGCAGGCAUCCAUGGAAUCAGGAGACCAGGGCUUCUAAGAUAUAUUUUUAAAAAUCAGUAUCAAUUUCUUUUUGCCUUUGCAGAAUCUGAAGGGCAAAUGACCUCGCAGAGACUCCCAACAGGCCUUGGGCUCAUGACGAACCACCCACUAGCAUUGAUCUUUUAUUCCUCUUCUCUAUAAAAUAAAGGCCUUGGAAAUCACAAUUUUAUUUUUUUAAAGAUGUUGUUUUAGUGCCUAGAGUAAGACCGCAUCAAAUGUUUUUAAAGAACCUAAUUUAGAUUGUGUGGUAUAUACCACUGCUUAUCUCAAUACACAGACACCUCAUACUUCUUGUUGUGAGAACUCUAAAGAAAAACUCCCAAGUUUUCUGUAAACAUGUGGUCUUAAUAGGGUCACUGUCUGAGGCAAAGUGGGUUGUCUUAAAGCAAUUGCUACGAAUUUGCAUAAAAGAAACUAGAUAGCAAAAUACAACCACCACGUGCCACCCAGCCAGAAGAGUCCUCAGCUGUACACGGUUUUGCUAUCGAUCAUCGUGACAGGAAGUAUUUCGUUUUUAAACUGAUCCAAGGUGCACAGAUGUAUUCAUAAAGGAAGACAUUAGAUCCAGCCAUUGUGGAGCCAUUGUGGCCAGCAGGCUCUGUGGACCCAUCUCAGUGGAGAAUUUGUUUUGGACCCAUGGCUCCGUGCAUCUGUGGACUCGAGUACCAUCCGCUGGUGUGAGUCUUGCAGGGAGGCCACAGGUACAGCUGCUCCCUGUGAAUCUGGUCUCUGGGUUGAGAAGGGGCCCGGGCCUCUGCAAUGCUCUAGCGUGUGACGUGUUCUCAGGAAAACGUUCUGUGCCAAGUGCCGCCUCGCUGUGUCCGGCAUGGGACUGCGCUGGAGGGACCGGCAUGGAAGGCAGACCUCCUGUACCUCUAUCAUUCCCAUUUGCAGCAUCCAAAGGCGGAAGGCUCAUGGCUUCCCUGCUAGAAGUGGCAUCUCGGGCCUUCCUGUUGGAUUUUGAAAGGCAUUAAGACUGUUUGGAGAUGUUGGGUGUAUUUCGUGUCACAUCCAUUUGUAUGAUGAUGAAUAAAAGGUGCUGUGACCCGUGUUUUCAA
Molecule: messenger RNA, 6684 nt
Organism: Macaca mulatta (Rhesus monkey)
Lineage: Eukaryota; Metazoa; Chordata; Mammalia; Primates; Cercopithecidae
Gene: PRDM15
Product: PR/SET domain 15
Biological process (GO): regulation of transcription by RNA polymerase II
Molecular function (GO): protein binding; RNA polymerase II cis-regulatory region sequence-specific DNA binding; DNA-binding transcription factor activity
Source: RefSeq, a predicted model, not a curated record